Messenger RNA from Chiloscyllium plagiosum (whitespotted bambooshark), 1558 nucleotides. Lineage: Eukaryota; Metazoa; Chordata; Chondrichthyes; Orectolobiformes; Hemiscylliidae. The record is from RefSeq and is a predicted model, not a curated record.
AUGGUAAUUAUUUGGAACCUUUAUCUUAGAGCCAAGGAGGCUGGCUUUGAAUAUAUUCAGCCAAAAUCCAUCCUUCCUGUGUUUAAACUUGAGGAAUUUUCACUCAUUCAUGACUUGCCAUCCAGUGUCUUCUACCAGGAAAUACAGACUGCCAAGGCAUUUCUUCCCAAGAUGCUGGAAAUGAACCAUGGGCAUAUCGUGACUGUGGCAAGUUCCCUAGGGUUGUUCAGCACCGCUGGUGUAGAGGAUUACUGUGCAAGCAAAUUUGGAGCAAUAGGAUUUCAUGAAUCCUUGAGCCAUGAACUGAAGGCAUCUGAUAAAGAUGGAAUCAAGAUGACACUUGUGUGCCCAUACUUAGUGGAUACAGGCAUGUUUCGUGGCUGCAGAAUAAGGAAAGAAUUUGAGCCCUUCCUUCCGCCUUUGAAACCAGAGUACUGUGUGAAAGAAGCUAUGAGAGCCAUCCUCACAGACCAGCCUAUGAUUUGUACACCUCGACUUAUGUAUACUGUAACAUUUAUGAAAAGCAUUAUGCCAUGGGAAGCUGUCGUCUGCAUGUACCGUUUUUUGGGAGCAGAUAAGUGCAUGUAUCCAUUUAUUGCUGAGAGAAAACAGGCUUUAAAUAACAAUGAAGCCAAAAAUGAAAUCUAAAGCAAAACUGCUUGUUACAUCCAGCACUGGGACUUCUUGUAGAAAUGCAUGCAUUAUUUGAUUCAUCAACAUCUCCAUGCAAAUCAGAAAGUGCUGCAGUGACUACAUUUGAGUGAACUCUCUUGGCAAAUAGCUGUGAAGCUUCAGCUUUCCAUGAUCACUGUGGAUAAAGCAGUUGAUACUGUACCUGUGUAUUGAACAAGUAACAAGAUAAAUGUAUUAUGCCAAUCAUUUUGUAUAAUUUUUCUAGUGGUUAGACUUGCACACGUUUUAAUGCCAACUGAGCAAAGUAAGAUAUGAUGUUUUUAACAUUUGACUUUUACUCAGCAAUGCGAUUUGUGUUUGCUGUUAGAACUGUAUUUAUGUGAUGUUCAAAUAGAGAUGUAGAUAAGUGCAGUACUUUAGAAAAUUCCUACUACUAAAUUUUUUGAAUAGUAAAUGCACUGUAAUGAUUGACUUCUCCCACAGUCGGCCACAAGUACUUCUGUAAAUCUUAGAAUUACAGGUACAAUGGAAUAUUCAUUUACUUACCUUGAAACCGGGCAAAUUUAUGCAAAUGGAUCUUGCAGUUUAAAAUUGCAAAACGUGUUCCCAUAUAGCACUAGAAAACAUCUUUUUAAGAAAGAAAUCUCUCAUUGGUGUGCCUUUUGAAUAGAGUUUAAACAUUGUCCUAUUUUCUGUGGAUUAGUGGUCCAUUUUUUAAAAGCCUGAAAUUUCUACCUCCUUUGUAUAUCUAUUUGUAUAACACCUAAAUUUGUUUAUCAGAGGUUAUAAAAGUAAUGUCUUUUGUGUGUCUUUGUGAUCACUUUAUAUAUAGACCAAUAUUUAGUCUUCAAGUUUUUUAAAAUAAUAUAGCUAAUUGUAAAGAAUUUUUAAUUAAAAUGCCAUUUAAGAUGCAAAAGAUGUGCAG